Molecule: messenger RNA, 405 nt
Organism: Cyphellophora attinorum
Lineage: Eukaryota; Fungi; Ascomycota; Eurotiomycetes; Chaetothyriales; Cyphellophoraceae
Exons: 1
Coding region: 1-405 (134 amino acids)
Source: RefSeq, a predicted model, not a curated record
AUGGCUCAGGACUCGAUGCCCAUGGAGGGCAUGUUUUCGUACCUUGCAAGCGCCCGAGCGGAGGAUGCCGCUAAGACUUUCAAGCGCCUGGACUACACACCUCAUAGACUGUCUACAAUUCCCGAGCUGCCAGAGCCUCAGACUGAGGCACCCACAUCGACAAAGGUACAUGUUGACCUUCAACCGGCAGGAAUCUCCGAGAUUCCAGAGUCUCACCCAUCAGACGCGGCAGAGGUCCAACAGUUCCAGACUCCCCUUCGACGAUCAAACGCUGUCCGUUACAAGCGGAAGGACAUCCCGUUGUGGUUGCGCGAGAGGCGGGUGGGCGACUGCCUUCUUCGUAGUGAUGCUAUUCGUGCGCUGAGAGCGGAGGCGGAAGCGCAGGGUAAGAGGUGGACCCUCUGA